This is a messenger RNA of Schistocerca nitens (vagrant locust), 837 nucleotides long. RefSeq names its product juvenile hormone acid O-methyltransferase-like. NCBI's taxonomy places the organism in Eukaryota, Metazoa, Arthropoda, Insecta, Orthoptera, Acrididae. The transcript is spliced from 4 exons. The record is from RefSeq and is a predicted model, not a curated record. Bases 1 to 837 code for a protein of 278 amino acids.
AUGGAGAGGGCAGACUCGUUCGCCACCACGACUACCCUGCAGCGGCAGUUCCUGUCUGCUGUGCUGGACCGCCUGUGGCCAAAGCUGGAAUGGCAGGUGGCCAGCAGCGCCGUGCUGGACGUGGGCUGUGGUUCCGGUGACGUCACGGCGCUCCAGCUGCUGCCGCGGCUGCCCGUCGAUGUGCGCGUCGUCGCUGCCGACCUGAGCGAAUCCGCAAUAGCCCAUGCUGCUUCCAGAUUCGUCGGACCGCGCCUUUUUUUCCUUAAAUUGCACAUAGGCACGCGUCGCAUCCAAAAUACAGCUGUCUGGCGCCUUGGACCAUACUCGAAGGUCUUCUCCUUUUUCUCUCUGCAGUGGGAACAGCGUCAGGGGCGGGCAAUAAAGAACAUCAGUAAACUUCUCUGUUCUGGUGGUGAAACUGUCCUUGUACUAAUGAGUCGUACGGGUUUAUUUGGAACAUACGCGAAUGUGGCAAAGUCAGCCAAGUGGAGCAGCUACUUGAAGGAUGAUCAUCAGUUCCCCUCACCGUACCAGCUCUCAGAUAACCUGCAAGAUGAUCUGAACAUCCACCUGCAGCAGGCAGGACUCGCUGUGAAAACGUGUAACGAACAGGAGAUAGUGUACGUGACUGAAAAAGAGUCAUGUGCAAAAGAAACGCUGGCGGCGAUGAACCCUUUCCUCACCUGCAUCUCUAGGGACGUGAGAGCGACCUUCCAACGGGAUUGUGAAGAGGCGGCGUUCAAGGGUGGCGCCGCGAUUGCUCGGAAGCUCAGUAAGAGCAGGACAAUGUACACGCUAACAUACAACGCCCUAGUCGCACACGCACUCAAAACGUGA